GGGAUUGCGCGAGCCUCUCUCGAUUCAGUUGCACUUCGCCCUUGACGCGCGCCUCUUUGCCUGUGAUUCGACUGCAUCCUGUUAGACCGGCAUACGAUGUGUAUAAACGUCGAACUUCAUCAUACUCGCCUGUGAUAUCUAUCUUGCCUACCGCGCGCAGAUCAACAUAUCCCGACUCAGCCGAAGAGCGCGCAGGUAUCGCCUCUCUACACCAUGUCUAAUCACCAAGUUCCCCCAGUACCCCCGUACUGGGGGCCAUCCAACUAUACACAGCCAUGGGCCCCCCAUCCUUCAUCAUCAGGCCCCGUGCCCCAGGGUCUUCCUUUCAACCAGGGCCCGACCCUGCCAGUCCCUCCGCCAUUGCAGAACCUUGGUAGUCAUGCGCUUGAUUAUACGAACAAUCUUGAGGGUUUCUAUGCGAAUGCAGGCCUUCCGGGACUUGGAGGUCCGGGCGCAACUGCAUCCCUGCCACCUCCACCAUUCCCUUUCGCCGGCGCUUUCCCUCCCGGACAGCUUCCGCCACCUCCUUUCCCCCCCCAUAUGCCGAAUAUCGCGUAUCCUAUGGUACCCGUCCCUCCUCUCCCCCACGCGCAACCUAGCCGUCCGUCCACCACCGAACAAACCCAGACUGUGCAACCGGACGCACCUGAAUCUCGACCCAUGACGACUUCAAGCUCGGAACAGGACCUUGACCGAGAAGAAGGUGAACUGACGGAUAUGGAACCCCCCGUAACGAAAUCUGGUCCAAGGCCGCGACACACAGGUGACACAUACGCUAAGCAAGAAUCCCGCAUUCCACCAAAGCAAGGGCACUACAACCAGACAAAAGACGCGCGCUAUCAAGGCUCUAGAAGCUCUGGUGCCCGUCCUUCACAUCUUUCCUCUAUAGCUCUUGCACCAAAAGCGAGCUCAGCAACCUCGGAUCUUGAGGAAGGCGAAGCCUCACCUGAGCCGCACACUUCGCGCAGAGAUAGCGGAUCCCCCUACAAUCCACCAUUGCCAAUGGACAUCGAGUCGCCGUCUGCCGCGAAAUCCGCUCCUGCACCAUCUAUUGAACAAUUCAAUGAUGUAAAUAACCCUGUUUUAGCUUCAGCCCAACUCCACACGGGCAAGUCGCUUGCGCAACUCCGUGUUCAAGCACAAGGCGCUCUCCUUGGUUUGGCCCCGCACAGCAUUCGUUACAGCGAAUUGGUUGGAGAAGGCAUUAAUCCUCUCAUUUUAAAGCAACUAUAUGAGGAAGUUGGCAUAAAAGUUCCCAGUUCCCCACCUUCUGCGUCUCAAGUCUCACCUAAAGACUUCUAUCGUCCCGGCGCGAAGGAGCCAGAAGAGCAAGAAGCGCAACAAAUCCAACCAACGGAGUCCAAGACACGCUCUUCUCAGAAGACUAUUCCCACAGAUUCUACCCUAACGGCUGUACAAUCUACCCAAAGCACUUCGUCUAAGCCUAUGGAGAGAAAAGAAGUAAUUGCACGCAUGCUUGCCGCCAAAGCUGCUGCUGCCAAGACUUCAAGUGUAUCGGCGCCAUCUCAGACGGAUACUGCAAUAACCGCUCCGGCUCCUGAAAGCCUUGUUCCAAGCACGGACAAGUCCCUAGCAUCGACACCUUCAGAGGAUAUUUCUAAGGAAAAGGAGGUACGCGUAAAGGAAAAGAACAAGGCGCAAACAGAAUUAGCCAGGCAACGGAUAGAGCAGCUGAAGAAACAGGGUCUAAUGAGAAGCCAGCAGAAGUCACAGACAGAAGCUGUGUCCCCGGAGAAGGAGCAGCUUCUUGCUACUUCAUCACAAGCCUCAUCGUCAAUGGCCAUCCAACACCCUCUGCCAGUUCGCCCUCCGGAUCCUGAAGCUGUAUCACUCGCCCGUAUACCUGGCCUAUUUAUGAACGAACAGAGCGCAGCUAACGAUUCAACCAACGCACCUGCUCAAAGUCUUGGAGCGGAUUCAACUUCCCAAUCUCGUGCGAGUCAACGCAAACGCCCGCGGGCAUCUGACUUCGACGAGCCGAUUCCUGUUCCUAAGAGAAACUUCAGCAACGGCACCAAUCAUGUCCCUCUCCCGAGACUCGUCAUUGAUAUUAGUGAUGAUGAAUUCUAUGGAGAUGACGAAGAUGGUAGUAUGGAUAUCGAUCUAACCGCGGAAAGUACCCUACAAAGCUCCGGUGAAAUGGAAGGUACCGAGAGUUUACAGCCUGUAUUACCAUCGUCGAUCGAAAGCCUUCCCCAUCGGCCUGCAACAUCACAGAGCCUAGGCUAUUCUGUAUCCUCAACGCCACAGAUAAAUAGAAACGGUGAACAGGAUGACCUCAGAAAAAAGCACCUCGAGAUACAGGCAAUGCAUCGAAGAAUUGCCGAGCUUGAGCAGAGAAAAAAGGCAAGGCUAGCAAGUCGCACCCAAUCUCCUCGGAACUCUGACUUAUCACCUCCCGAGAAUUCCACCCCUGUUGACUCCGAAGCCGUCAAUCCCUCCCUCGUGGUGGAAACGGUAGCAUUGGAACCCUCCAACAAACCAGGUGAUGAGUUUCUGUCAUCCCUAGGCGUUGAAACCUUGCAUGAAAUGAAGUCGAAGCUCCAACGGAAGGAUGAGAUCGAAGCCGGGGUUCCUUCAUUGGAUGCCGAAAUACAAAAGUCUGAAGCUAAACUCGCUGAUUUCAAGAAAGAAGGGGAUAAGCUUCUUCUGGAAAUCACAAAGGGGAAAGAAGGUCGACAGCAGCUUCUGCAAGAGCUUAGUUCUUUGAAAGCAGAGCUUAAUGGGCUCUCCCUUGAGGAAGUGAUUACCGCAUUGACUAGGUCUGAGCUGAAGACAGAAACGCUUAACCACAUUCCUGAAGUUCCGGGCCAUCAAGAUGAUACUUCACCUGAGGACAAGGUCUCAGUACAAGAGCCGCCCCAGGACCAAUCACAAAUCCUAGACACUGCUCCCACCCAAGAUUCUAGUUCCCACGCUCAGGAACUCGAUGAACCCCAGUCAGUUGCCCCCAACAACAUGGGUAUUCCCGCAGCGCCGGCCGUACCAGCAGACGAACUUGCGGACGAACUGCCGGAUGCCUCGAUGUCGGAGGACUCUAGAUCCUCGAUGGAUGAGUCUACCGGCAGUUCUAGUUCUAGCUCGGACUCUUCUGACGAAGAAAUGCCAGAUGAAGAAGUUCAUGAUGCCGGCUCUGUUGCGGCUGAGAGUCUUGGUGGAUCUUUAAAUAUAAGUCCUGACAAUCAAGAUGAGUUGAAUGCAGACAAUAUGCAGCAAGUGCCCGAGGUUCAGCAAUCUGAGAUUCAGCCUCAAUCUGAUAUGACAUGCACUGCCGAGGAAAAUGAUGUUGCCAUGGAGGACCAGUCUUGCGGAGAAUCCUCCGUUUCAGAGGCAUACGAGCCCCCAGAACCAGAAGAAUCAAGCGCUGCUGGUUCUACCUACUCCCCCCCCUUGAGCCCCGUCUCUCCUGGUUCUUUGGCUCCCGAGGAAACCCCCAAGUCCCGGGAAGAUCAAUCUAAAGAAGCUGGUGAGCCACUAACUGGAAAGGUCCAGGAACUGGAUUUUCAGCAACCAAGCCAUUAUCCUCGAGUUGGCCUUUUGGAUAAUGAGCGACAACCCGAAGACUCAGAGCGUAAAUUUUCACCCUAUCAUAGCCCAUUGAAGCUGUUCAAGGGCUACCGCUACCACCCAAAUUACACUGAUACCGUGUCUGGUGGCUAUCGCUCUCUAACAUAUAGCCAUAACAUUGAUCCCAUGAAAUAUCUUUGCCCUUUUGAGGCUGCAGGAGGUGUCUGUAACGACAAAUUCUGUGAAUUCCAACAUUUUCGGGAUAUGGCUCUUAGUGAUGACAAGGUCCUCGUCCAAAUGGGUUCUCGUCGAGAAGGCAAAACACCGGAAGAAAGUGAUAGUUAUCUUGCCGGGCUAAAACAAAUGAUCAACGACAUGCGGCGGGAGAAGGUGAAAGAUUUCAGCACUGUCGCCGCUGAGAUUGCCGCAUACCGUAGACGUUUCCUUCAGGAUCCUUCACGGGUCUUGGCCUUGUAACAACAACAAACAUGAUCUCAGCCUGUGACAGUUCCCCAAUCCUCUCUUUUAUAUUCAAGGUGAGCUGCAGCUCCAGCUUCUAAGCCCAAAGCAUAGUCUGUGUGAAUACCCACUCUACCUGGAGAUGGGUGGUUCUCACACCACGCCGGCGCUGGAAGGUUAUUUCUUCCUAUUUUUCCCAUGAUACCAACAUCCCAAACUCUUCGACCUCCGCGGCCUUCUUAUCCCAUUUGUCUAUUAGCAUCUUCAGCAUUUUACCUUGGACCCGUUCCCUUUCUUUUCUUUGUUGAUCUAUUGCUGUUUGGCAUACAAGAGAGCGAGCAUGGAGUCAGGAGCAUUACGGGGGUUCUUUUUCUUUAACCAAGUCGUAGGCGAGCUCACCCACGCCUUGACAGCAAGACCGACAGAAACACGAAGCAAAACAAGGAAAAGAAACAAAAGAAAGAAAGAAAGAAAGAAAAAGAAAAGUACAAAAAGAAGACGAAGAAAGGAGAAGAG
Messenger RNA from Aspergillus ochraceoroseus IBT 24754, 4503 nucleotides. RefSeq lists its product as uncharacterized. The record is from RefSeq and is a predicted model, not a curated record. Lineage: Eukaryota; Fungi; Ascomycota; Eurotiomycetes; Eurotiales; Aspergillaceae. The transcript is spliced from 5 exons. The coding region runs from base 214 to 4005 and encodes 1263 amino acids.